AUGAUGGUGGCGCGUGGGCGGAGCUCGGCGGCGGCGGCGGCAGCGGUGGCUGCCCUGAUGAUGGCGCUGACAGCCGGGAUGGGCGGCGGACUGGUCUCCGGCGCCGUCGUUCAGUUCAUCUUCGGGGACUCCCUCAUCGACGUCGGGAACAACAACUACCUCAGCAAGAGCCUCGCUAGGGCGACGCUGCCCUGGUACGGCAUCGACUUCGGCAAUGGCCUACCCAACGGGAGAUACAGCAACGGCCGCACAGUCUCUGAUAUCGUCGGUAGGUCAGCGGCUUCUUCUUCUUCCUCCGGCGAAGCCUCCGGUUAGUUAACCUAACGGGGGGCGGCGAGUUGCAGGGGACAUGAUGGGCCUCCCGCGGCCGCCGGCGUUCCUCGACCCCGCCGUCAACGAGGACGUCAUACUGGCCAGCGGGUUGAACUACGCUUCCGGCGGUGCUGGCAUCCUCAAUGAGACAUCCUCAUUUUUCGUACCUUCAAAACCCUAAGAAGCUCCCUCAUCUUUUCUCCUUUUUCCUCUCGCUUACUCUCUCCCUCUGUGUUGUGCAGAUCCAGAGAUUGUCUCUGUACAAGCAGAUCGAGCUGUUUCAGGGGACGCAGACGAUCAUCGGGAGGAAGAUCGGCGGCGAGGCGGCGCAGAAGUUCUUCAAGGAAGCACGAUAUGUUGUCUCGCUGGGGAGCAACGACUACAUCAAUAAUUUCCUGAUGCCGUUCUCCUCCGACUGGUCCUACGGCUCCGACAAGUUCAGCGACUACCUCAUGUCAACGCUCGACUCCCAGCUUAGGGUAAGUUUCCAAACCGCCGCCAGAGCGUUGCUGGAACGCCGCCGUGGGGGAUAAUGACGCCGUCGUCUUGUGGGCAGCUGCUGUACUCACUGGGGGCGAGGAAGCUGAUGUUCUUCGGUUUGGGGCCGAUGGGAUGCAUCCCCUUGCAGCGGUUCUUCUUGAGCUCCGGCGAGUGCAGGGAGAGCACGAACCAGCUCGCCCUAGACUUCAAUAAGAAGGCCAGGCGGCUCAUAGAGGGCCUGUCGGCAAGUCUCACCGGCGCCGCCUUCAGCUACGGCGACGCCUACGACAUCGUCUUGGAUAUCGUCGCCAAGCCUCUCAAAUACGGUGAGCUUCAGCUUGCUCCGAAUCGCUGCCCACCAGCCGCCGCUGCCGCUGCCGCCGCCGCCGCCAUUGACGAUGUCGUGCCGUGGUUUGCAGGAUUCAACGAGUCGUACGAGCCGUGCUGCACUCUGGGAAGGAUCCGGCCGACGUUGACCUGCACGCCGCUGUCGAGCCUCUGCAAGGACAGGAGCAAGUACGUGUUCUGGGACGAGUACCACCCCACGGACCGCGCCAACGAAAUCAUCGCCGUCGCCAUCGCCCGGAAGCUCGGAAUCGCCCCCGUCAAAGCCACUGUGCCGCUCACUCGCUGA
Messenger RNA from Spirodela intermedia, 1426 nucleotides. The record is from the annotation of a GenBank genome assembly. NCBI's taxonomy places the organism in Eukaryota, Viridiplantae, Streptophyta, Magnoliopsida, Alismatales, Araceae.